This is a messenger RNA of Rotaria sp. Silwood1, 1044 nucleotides long. The record is from the annotation of a GenBank genome assembly. NCBI's taxonomy places the organism in Eukaryota, Metazoa, Rotifera, Eurotatoria, Philodinida, Philodinidae.
AAGGUCGUAGAAAGCUCGGAGACAUCUCAUUUUGUAGAGAAUCGGCUUUUCUCGCAUUGUAUACUAUUAAAGAAAAGCUUUUUUCACGGCUUCUAGGUGUUGAAAAAUUAGAUUUUUGGUUUUUUGAAAAAAAAGUCAUGAUCCUUAUUUUCUCAGAUUCGUGUUGGAAACAAUUUCCUCUAUCCAAAUCACUAUUUGGAUUUCUUUCAGCACUUACAGUUACCGAAUAAGACGCAAAUUACACCUUGUCGGAUAAUUUUGGGUGCCACUGUAAAUUUUUUCUUAUUGUUUUUUUUUGUUUUUUGAAAAAUUAGAAUAUCAUUUUUUAAUGAAAUAAGUCUAUUAACAUCACUUUGUCAUCCAAAUAUAAUACAUUCAUAUGGUUUUUGUUCAGAACCAACAAUAUCAUUAUUAACAGAAUCAUUACAUUUAACAAGUAUUGAUCUUUAUCAAUAUCUACAACAUUAUAAACAAGAACAACAAAUGAAUGAUAGUUUAUAUGCAACAACUAUAUUUUUUGGUUCACAAAUAUCAUCAGCAUUAACAUAUUUAGAAUCCUUACAUAUAUAUCAUCGUGAUAUAGCUGCAAGAAAUUGUUUAGUUACACUUGAUUUAACAAUAAAAUUAUAUGAUUUAGCUAUGUGUAAUGAAAUAUAUACAGAUGAUUAUGUUUUAAUAACUAUUGAUAAUAAUAUUGAAACACGUCGACCUAUACGAUGGUGUUCAUGGGAAACAAUUUGUUUAAAUCGUUUUACAUCAAAAUCUGAUGUUUUUUCAUUUGGUAUACUUCUUUGGGAAAUAUUAACUAUGGCUGAACGACCACAUAGUUUAUUAGAUGAUAAUCAAGUUCUUUAUAAUUUACGUAAUUCAAAUCAUUAUUUACUUAUACCAUCAUAUGGAUUAGAUUUAAUUGAUUUAAUAUUAUCAUGUUGGUAUAAAUGUGAUUAUGAUCGACCAACAUUUUGUCAAAUAAAUCAUAUAUUAUGUCAAAAACAACAACAAUUAAUGACAAAAAAUAUUGAUAAUUAUCAACAAACUAAAUAA